Messenger RNA from Dovyalis caffra, 420 nucleotides. Lineage: Eukaryota; Viridiplantae; Streptophyta; Magnoliopsida; Malpighiales; Salicaceae. The record is from the annotation of a GenBank genome assembly.
AUGCCCACUACCACCCCUGUCGAAAUUCCCGACGACCCCCCACUUGUCCCGGAAGGAGACGGCGGACUCCUGGUCGUCGGCGUUGAAGGAGUCGUCCUUGAUGGGGGAGGCGGCGUAGUACUCGUUGGCGGAGUGGGUCUCGACGACGGAGGUGGCGGAGAUGAUGAAGGGGGCGAGGGAGGGGGCGGUGAGGAAGAUGGUGGUGAUGAGUCUGAUGGUGGUGGUGGUGGUGGUGUUGAUGCGGGUGCUGGGACAGAUGGGGUUGAUGGAGGCGGUGGAGAAGAGGGUGGAGGAGCUGAAGGAGUUGGAGGAGGAGGGGUUAAUGGCGGAGAUGGGGGUGGAGUGGUGGUCGAAGGAGGAGGAGCCGUAGCAUUUGACGGCGGCGACGUGGGAGUCGGAGCUGACAUUUUGACAGAAUAG